Molecule: messenger RNA, 555 nt
Organism: Aplosporella prunicola CBS 121167
Lineage: Eukaryota; Fungi; Ascomycota; Dothideomycetes; Botryosphaeriales; Aplosporellaceae
Exons: 2
Coding region: 1-555 (184 amino acids)
Source: RefSeq, a predicted model, not a curated record
AUGUUAGACGCAGAUACCAAAGGUGGUCUUGCCAGCAUUGAGGGCGUCUUUCACUUCGAAGUCGGCCCAGAAAGAGCUCGCUUCACCUUGCACAAGAACAGAGCAAAGGAAUCUAAGCGACUUAAGGAGAUCAUGGCCGAAAGGAGUCAGGAGGGUUUCGCCGUUCUGGAGAGAGUCGACGCCUUCACGUUUGGCCGGUUCGAGGAUUUUGUCUACACUAAAGACUACAGCUUCCCGAACCCGGAGCCGAAGACCAUCACCCCAGAGGAGGAGAGCGUUGGCGAAGCCGCAUCUCAUACCGAGGACGUGAAGGAUGCAGCUCGCUCUCAAGCGGAUGCCGCGUCUAACACCAAUUCGAGGGAAGACGAGGAGAUAGUGGCAAUCGCCACGGCCCUUAGUCGUCAUAGAAGGGUGUUUCGAUUCGCUCAACAGUUCCGAGUUGCCGAUUUAAGGGAUUUGGCGCAGGAAAGAUCCUUUGCUCUAAUGACCACUAUUGACCCUGACAUCAGAGAGCGCGUCCUGGAAGAAUUCGAAAGGCUCAACCAAGAGAUUUGA